CUGUGUCCAGACCAGUGCAGCGCUGCUGUCCGCGCGUGCCGCACCGUGUCGCGUCCAAAGUCCGAGCGUGCCGAGAAACCCGAGUGCCGAGGGCGCAGUUGUUCGUGAAGGGGCCAGAGUACAGCAAGAGGCAGUGGUCCACGGAGUGAGUGGGGGUGACCAUUAGGUGGCCACAGUGAUCAGCGUGAUCGGAGUAGAGGUGGCAGGGAGUGAAAGUGAUUAAGUGACGGCAUCCAUAGGAGAAGGGUGGCCUCUAGUGAAGUGACUAACAUCGAGUGCAGCGAGCACAGUUUAGAGUGCCCGGAUAGGUGUCAGCGUUGGACGCCAUGAGCCAGCCAGCGUCAGCCGGGUCAUCGCCGGCGGUGGUGUCCGCGGCCUCCACCCCGAGCAAGGGUGGAGGCGGCUCCGCGGUCAGCAAGGAGAUGGAGGCCAACCAAGGCAUACCGCCAGAACAGCCCAGGAAGGACAGCCUCCUCAGCCGGACCGCAGUCAUGGACGCAUCCACCAGAAAGCUGCUGAGCUCGGGGGCGGCCGAGGCCAUCGGCCUGGGCAUCAUCUGCUUCUUCGGCUGCAUGGGCACGCUCAACGGGCCGCUCGGCAUCGCCCUGCCGCACAUCCAGGUCGCCCUGACCUUCGGCCUGGUCGUCAUGGUGGCCAUCGCGGUGCUGACGCCGACCAACCUCCUGUACUGGGGCCGCGCCGUGGGCGCCAACGCCACCUGGGAGGGUCCGGGCCCGUGCUGCACCGUGCCGCACGGCGGGCUGUCGCCGGCGCAGGCCGUGCUGGGCGAGCUGCUCGGCACCGCCGCCCUCCUCAUGCUGUGCUGCGCCGUCUGGGACCCCAGGAACGCCACCAACACCGACGGCAUCCCGCUCAAGUUCGGCCUCCUCAUCGCCGGCGUCGCCAUGUGCCUGGGACCGUACACAGGCGCCAGCCUCAACCCCGCCCGCAGUCUCGGGCCCGCGAUCUGGGAGGGGACCUGGACUCACCACUGGGUGUACUGGGUGGGUCCGCUGAGCGCCGCCGUGCUGCUGGGCUACGGGUGGCCGCUGCUGUUCUCGCCAGUGGACGAGCCGGCCGCCAAGGACAAGGCGGACGUCCCGCUCACGCUCGUCUCCGGCGACGGCAAGAGGCACUCCAGGCUGGCCGACGACGACGACGCCAAGCUGGGCUAUUGAGUGCGACGGACCCCACGACACACGACUACUACUGCCUUUCCUUCCUCACACUCGCCUGCCAGCGGUACAAAAAGUUGAGAGAAACGUGCGUGAGCAAUCUCACCAAGAGUGGACGAAAUAUGGUCCUUCCACAGGGCCUGAUCAAGCUCGCCGAGGUCUUGCCACUUCCGCCUCCAAGUUUAACAACGAACUGUCUCCUGUAAACGCCACUCUUGCCACAGUAUUCACUACUUUAGACCGCCUUGCCUUCACACCCGCGCCUGCUGGGCUGGACGCGACGAAUAAGUACAAACAACGGCUGGGCUGCCGACAACACGACCGCAUACAUACUGACAGCGAGCCCACAUCAUCAAUCACAACUGAUCAGAAGACAGUCAACGACUCGGCUUCUUUUGCAAUUAGCACAAUGUCUGUUUGUACAUAAAUCAUUUACUUAA
Molecule: messenger RNA, 1615 nt
Organism: Frankliniella occidentalis (western flower thrips)
Lineage: Eukaryota; Metazoa; Arthropoda; Insecta; Thysanoptera; Thripidae
Product: aquaporin-like
Biological process (GO): transmembrane transport
Cellular component (GO): plasma membrane
Molecular function (GO): water channel activity
Source: RefSeq, a predicted model, not a curated record